AUGGCAGAGAUUGGGGGAGGGGAGAGAGAGAGAGAGAGAGAGAGUCAGACGUUGGCAAAGAAAAUGUGUCAAAAGUACAGAUCUUUUCUUUUGGUAAAAACAAUUUUCGAACUGUUUUUUUUUUCUAAUCAAGACAUACUUCGCCAGGAAAUGGCUCUUACUUGGGAUUCGAUCAUUAAUUACUCUCCUUUUAUAUUUGUUGGUUUAAUUACUGUUGCUAUGCAACGUUCCCCUUUGAAGAAAUUAUUUCCUAGUUUAAAGAAAUAUUCUGUUGCCACUACUACAAGAACAAAAAUGACUUUGCCAGCGGUGUUAGAGGCUCGUAGACCUGCUCAAUGUCCAGAGUUUGAUUAUUCAACUCUCUCUAAUUAUAAGGACUUCACCGUUAAACAUACUACCUUGAAUAUGGAUAUUAAUUUUGAAAAGAGUAAAAUAUCUGGUAAUGUUGUGUAUCAAUUGAAUCGUAACCAAAACAGACAACAAAAUAAGCAAUUGAUUCAUUUAGAUACUUCUCAUUUGAUUGUAUCUUCUAUUCAAAUCGAUGGUAUCGAUACAAAAUCAUUCCAUUUAGAAGAUCGUGUGGAACCAUUAGGUUCCAAAUUGAUCAUUGAACCAUCGAAGGAAUUGCCUACAGAAUUUCAAUUGACCCUAGCUUUUGAAACCACUGAUAAAUGUACUGCUUUGCAAUGGUUAACUGCUAAACAAACUUCGGGAAAACCUUAUGUUUUUUCCCAAUUAGAAGCUAUUCAUGCUAGAUCUUUGUUCCCCUCUUUUGAUACACCUUCUAUUAAGAGUCCAUUCUCCGCUAACAUUACUUCUCCAUUACCUGUUGUGUUCUCUGGGAUUAGUUCUUCGGAUGUUGAAGGAACUAUGUACAAGUUUGAACAAACUGUCCCAAUCCCAGCAUACCUUGUUGGUAUUGCCUCUGGUGAUUUAGUCAGUGCCCCAAUUGGACCUCGGUCCACUGUAUACACAGAACCCUUCCGUUUAAAGGAUGCUCAAUGGGAAUUCAAUGGUGAUGUUGAAAAAUUCAUUACCGCUGCUGAAUCUAUCAUUUUCCCUUAUGAAUGGGGUACUUAUGAUAUUUUAAUCAAUGUGGAUUCUUAUCCUUAUGGUGGUAUGGAAUCACCAAAUAUGACGUUUGCUACACCAACUUUAAUUGCACAUGAUAAGUCUAAUAUUGAUGUUAUUGCUCAUGAACUAGCUCAUUCAUGGUCCGGUAAUUUGGUUACAAAUUGUUCAUGGAAUCAUUUCUGGUUGAAUGAAGGUUGGACUGUCUAUUUGGAACGUAGAAUUGUCGGUAAAUUACAUGGCGAACCUACAAGACAUUUCAGCGCACUGAUCGGUUUAACUGAUUUACAAAAUUCCAUUGAUUCAAUGACUAACCCAACAAGAUUUUCCACUUUAGUUCAAUGUUUGAAUGAUGGUACCGAUCCCGAUGAAGCUUUCUCUUCAGUUCCAUAUGAAAAGGGUUUUAAUUUCUUAUUUUAUUUAGAGAAUCUGGUUGGUGGGCCACAAGAAUUCGAUCCAUUCAUUAAGCAUUAUUUCACGAAGUUUGCUAAGCAAUCCUUAGAUACUUUUCAAUUCCUUGACACUUUAUUUGAAUUCUAUCAUGAUAAACGUGAUCUCUUGGAGACUGUGGAUUGGGAGAAAUGGUUAUUUACUCCAGGGAUGCCACCUUUACAAAAAUUCGACACCACUUUAGCUGAUAAUGUUUAUAUUUUGGCUAAGAAAUGGGUUUCUGCAGCUAAGGCACAAAUGUCAUAUGAACAAUUGUUGAAAGAGUUCCAGAACGAUGACAUUUCUAAGUUUAACGCAAAUCAAAUAAUGUUAUUCCUGGAGACAUUAACUACAGGUGGUAACACUGUUACUGAAACUUCCUCAUUCAAAUGGUCUGAUUAUCCAGAUGUUGCUAGAAUCCUAUUACAAAUUUAUAAAAAAGGAAUAAUGGAUUCUCAAAAUGCAGAAGUCGUUUUCAAGAUCUACAAAUUCGAAGUAUUAGCACAUUUACAAGAGCAUUACUCCGAGUUAGCUGAUUGGUUAGGUACUGUGGGACGUAUGAAGUUUGUACGUCCAGGUUACAGACUAUUGAACCAAGUGCAUCGUGAUUUGGCGUUAGCUACUUUUGAUAGAUUCAAAGAUACUUACCAUCCAAUCUGUCGUUCUUUAGUCAAACAAGAUCUCGGCUUGUGA
Maudiozyma barnettii is the source of this 2193-nucleotide messenger RNA. It is a transcript of the gene LAP2, whose product is annotated as bifunctional aminopeptidase/epoxide hydrolase. The transcript has a single exon. The coding region runs from base 1 to 2193 and encodes 730 amino acids. NCBI's taxonomy places the organism in Eukaryota, Fungi, Ascomycota, Saccharomycetes, Saccharomycetales, Saccharomycetaceae. Gene Ontology annotation, biological process: proteolysis. The record is from RefSeq and is a predicted model, not a curated record. Gene Ontology annotation, molecular function: epoxide hydrolase activity; zinc ion binding; metallopeptidase activity. Gene Ontology annotation, cellular component: cytosol.